This is a messenger RNA of Pteropus alecto (black flying fox), 4529 nucleotides long. It is a transcript of the gene ADO, whose product is annotated as 2-aminoethanethiol dioxygenase. Bases 528 to 1319 code for a protein of 263 amino acids. Gene Ontology annotation, molecular function: oxidoreductase activity, acting on single donors with incorporation of molecular oxygen, incorporation of two atoms of oxygen. The transcript has a single exon. The record is from RefSeq and is a predicted model, not a curated record. Gene Ontology annotation, cellular component: mitochondrion. NCBI's taxonomy places the organism in Eukaryota, Metazoa, Chordata, Mammalia, Chiroptera, Pteropodidae.
UAACUACUUCUCUUGCCCCCCAAAUGGCCUUUUUUCAAAUAAGCAAACACCUUAGAACUGUAAGGAAGUUCGCUUUAUAACCAACAAAUCGAAUUCUUCCUUUUUCCAGUUGACCAAAGGGAGUUUUCUCAGAGUGCGUGCGGAAUAUCGAACUACAAGUCCCAGCAUGCUCUGCACGGCGCCCAGAGAGCCUGGCCACCGUCGUAGGUGCGGGCCGCCUGAAUGAAGCGUCCGGCGUAAGGCAAAGCCUGCCACCGUCUGCACGGCGGUACCUGCUCCCAGAGCGUGAGUGCAGGGUGUGGGCCGUGCGCGUGCGCGCUGGAAGGGGGUGUGUGCCGGUCGCUCCAGGUCGCUGCGGGCGCGUCGCUGCUGAGCUGGGCGGCAGCGGUGCCGCGCGCCCAACGGGCCGAUAGUUGCGGGGCCUCCUGCCUCGCCCCCGGCUGCGCGCAGCGGUGGCGGCCUCCGGGGAUCGCAAGGGGCGGAGGAAAGGAGGGGGCCGGCCCCGGCAUGCGGAGGAACAUUCGAGCAUGCCCCGAGACAACAUGGCCUCCCUGAUCCAACGGAUCGCCCGCCAGGCGUGCCUCACCUUCCGGGGCAGCGGGGGCGGCCGCAGCGGUUCCGACCGCAGCGCGGUGCCAGGCCCCGAGGCGUCGAUGCCGCAGGGCUUCCCGGAGAACUUGAGCAAGCUGAAAAGCCUGCUGACCCAGGUCCGCGCCGAAGAUCUGAACAUCGCCCCGCAGAAAGCCACGCUGCAGCCGCCGCCUCCCAACCUGCCACCCGUUACCUACAUGCACAUCUACGAGACAGAAGGCUUCAGCCUCGGUGUGUUCCUGCUCAAGAGUGGCACGUCCAUCCCGCUGCACGACCACCCGGGCAUGCACGGCAUGCUCAAGGUGCUCUACGGCACAGUGCGCAUCAGCUGCAUGGACAAGCUGGAGGCAGGCGGCGUACAACGACCGCAGUUCGAGCCGCCGCUGCAGGCCCGUGAGCGGGACGCCGUGCGGCCGGGCGUGCUGCGCUCGCGGGCCGAGUACACCGAGGCCAGCGGUCCCUGCGUCCUCACGCCGCACCGGGACAACCUACAUCAGAUCGACGCUGUGGAUGGGCCUGCAGCCUUCCUGGACAUUCUGGCCCCGCCCUACGACCCCGAUGACGGCCGGGACUGUCACUAUUACCGGGUGCUGGAGCCGGUCAGGGCCAAGGAGGCCUCCGGAUCUACCUGUGACCUGCCCCGAGAGGUGUGGCUCCUGGAGACCCCGCAGGCGGAUGACUUCUGGUGCGAGGGGGAACCCUAUCCAGGUCCCAAGGUCUUCCCUUGAAGCCAGUGGCGCCCAGGAGUUGUUGGCUCAAGGCGUGUCCUCAGAUCUGGGCCUGGCUGCUGGCGACCCACCACAAGGGCUCUCUCCCUACCCCCAGGCCUGGGCAUUCGAUCUACUAGAGUGGGCUGUAGCCGCUUCCUCGAGAGCCUUGGGAAGCGCGGGACUCCGGUCGCCUGGCACGGUUAUGGGGGCGGGGGAGGCAGGGAGGCCAGGUUGUUUCUUGGCUCUAUCACUGCCACCAGGGUUUUGAUUUGUGGGGAGAGGAGGGAAGCAGGGGACUUCUUGAAGCGCUUCCAUCUUAAAGCCAUAAUGAAAAUAUUCUUUCCUCUGUUCUCCAUCCUAUAGAAAAUACACUGAGAGAUUUUCUGACCUCCUCUAUCCCCCCCACCCCCACCUUGGUGAAUAAGGUUUGUUAUCCACUUAUGUUCUUAUGCCCUUUUACUCUUUAUUCUUAUAGUUUUAACUUAUUGACUGUGCAUGACCCAGUGGUUUGAAUUGUUUUUAGUUCAAGUCAUUGGUAAAAACUGGGUGUGAGGAGCUGAGCUACUGUUUAAAGUGAGCUGUCCUGCUUAAUUAAUUCGUUGUGAAAAUUAAAUCAUUUUCCAGAGUUAGGGGAUCAUCCCCAAAACAUAACUAUGCAUGUGGAGGACAAGAUUUAUUUUCUUUCCUCCUCUUGCCCAGUAGCCACAUCUGGUUUACUUGGGCAGCAUCUACAAAGAAAUUUACACCUGUAUGUCUGUGACAAAUGGUCACAUAGAGCUUAUCUUCCCCAUGAGUCUCCAGAUCUGUGAGUUGAGCAUAUUUCUUGUUGCACAUUCACAUUUAAUGCAAAAACUAUAUUAUCCUCAAGAGACUUUUCUUGUCUUACUUUUCUUUAAGAGGUGAUAGAGUAAUUCUGUAUUUUCUAACCAGAAGAUUCAGAGAUGCUGAAUCAGUAUGCUUCCAAACAACUGAAUGUAAAACACCCUUAGCCAGGGUCUUGAAUUUCAUGUCCCUAUUUACUUCUAGGGUUUUCCUGCAAAAGUAGAAAUGACUGUUUCACAUUCUCUCAGCUCUAAUACUCCAGAAGGCUGGUGCUUCCAGCUGUGUUGUUGGUUGGCAGUGUUCUUAGAACCCUCCCCCUCAAACAGAAGAGUACCUGUGCUUGCUUCAUCUAGUGUGGAAGAGAGAGAAGGCACUGGUGAAUGAGACUGGAGAAUUGAGAUUUAACUAUACUGGCCAUUGUAGGGCACCAAAACUUGGGACAAAAACACUUCCCAGCCUCAUCAAUUGAACAGUUGUGCUAUCUGUAACUAGUUUUAUUCUUGUCCUUUUAAUAAGCUGAGCAACUUGACCAUGUUUACAAACGCAUUGACACCAUUUGCUUCAGGCCAAGGAGCACUAUAGUUUCCUCUUUUUACUAUUUAUAGGAUUCCUUUUUUCACAAACUUUGAAUAAAAAUAAACUGUAGAAAUAAAUAUUAAAAUUUGCCCAGCUGUCAUCUAAGCCCUCUUGAUUGACUUGCCUAUAUGGCAAUCUAGUUUUAAUAUCUAAUAAAGGGAGAUUUGCUAUUGGUGGAAAGUGUCAACCUCGUAGGGAAACGGUAUGUGCCUUUAUGUACUGGGUUACAGAGGCCCACGGUGAAAGAAUAUUCCCAAUUUUUAAAAUAGAAUGAAAAAGCAAAUUCUUGUUUUCUUUUUCAUUUUACAAAAAAGAUGCUUAAUCAGUGUGACAUGCCACUACGUUGUAAAACCAGACAGGCAUAAUGCCAAGCAUUUCCUAAUGCUGAUUUAUGGUAGCUUCACUUUCUGGUGUGGUAUAGUAUACCUUGAGGGCAGUUUGAAGCAGUUCUUCAUGCCAUUCAGUUUGAAAAUAAGCUCUACAUAUGCAAAUGAUGAUUUUCUUAAGAAAGUUCACUGAAUGGCUUUUUUUUUCAUAACAGUAAUGAAUGGGUAUAGUUAUCAAUCACAUACCUAUCUGUUUUGAAUUAUAUUGUAGCAAAAAAUUGAUUGACUUACAAAGAUGUGGAUUGUGAUGUGUAUGUUGUAAUACAACCUGGGGUACAUUAACCUACAAAAACUGGCAAUAGGACAGUAAUAAAGGAGGAAUUGUUUUUCCAGACUUCAUUAUGAAAAGUUUUAAAAUUCAAGUACAAGCAAGAUGAAUGAAAAAAGCUAAAGUGCUUUUCAGAAGAAUAAUUGAAGUUGCAGGCCAAAACAGCAAUAUGGUAUCUCUCUAAUAGUUUAAUAAGAGUAAUAAAACUUGGUUCACUAAUAAAUUCUGAAUAAGUUAAUGGUGAUCACAAAAUGCAUCUUGUUUUAGUGAGCCACUAAGGGAAGAAUAUUCUUAUUACAAAGACAAAUGUGCAAAAAAACCUUGCACCUUUCUCCAUAAACUGUUAGUCACAACUGACUUCAUGUGCUGCUAUUGUGUUUCCAUGUAUUCCUGCAAUAUAGACUUUCAGUAACAGCUGGGAAAAAGUUGUCUUCCCCUACAAAGACUAAUGAGCACAAUGAAACUAAUCACUUAACUUUUCUGUUGAAUAACAAAUGCAAUAAUUUCUUCUCAUGGGUGAGAAGUUGUCUAAAUACUUCUGAAGCUUUUUAAUUCUCUGGUUAUAUCAAUGGCCACUUACAUUAAUGGAGAAUAUUGUGUACCUACCUAUUACUUUAUGAGAACUGAUUUUUUACAAAGCUUGAUUUGCAUGGAUUGAAUUUACAUCAAUUGCUGUAUUAAUGAAAAUGGUGGGCCUAUUUUUAAAGUAAUAUGUGUUUGCCAACGGGUGGGUUCUCAGACCUUUUAUCACUAAUAGCCCUUCUCCCAAAAUACACUCCUUGAGGUCCUCCUUUUGCAUUAUCCCCUUGUAGGUGCCUCACUCUUGGCAUCUCAGGACUCUGUCAUCACUCAUCCAUUACAAAUGACUGAAUCUUGUGCUAUGGCUCUACUGCUCUAUGAAGAAGCAAUAUACCUUUAAUUCAGGGCUCUGCCCAUCGGUAUUCAACUCUAACUUGAGGGCAGUAACACUCAUGUAACUUCUGGUCUGAAUUCAGGACUUCAGGUUACAAACAGGUUGACCACUGAUCACUUCAGUGCAAUGAAGCAUCUACUGUCAAGGAAAUCACUUGUUAAAUCCCAUAUAGAUACUGAAUUGUCAGAUCCAGGGUUGUUUACAUUGCUGAAUUAAAAUCGGUGUACUUAUGGAAAAUAAAGGCAUGUUUGAAAUUGUUCAGA